UAUUUUGUGUGAGAAGUGAACAGAAAAGUCAGAGUAUGCUACUCGGCACUUUCACUUUUAAACGCCAAUCGAAACCUUUCUUGAUCAAUUUGGAGUUCCAAACUCGCCCGUUUACUUGGAACUCGGUUUCUUUGUUUCACAAAACCUUCAGAACAAAGCACUGCAUUAUAUAUUGCAGGCCAUGAGUCAGUGAAUUGUAAAGCUGUAGCUGCUUGUGCAAAAUUCCAAUCACACUGGUUCAUCAAAAAAUUCCAGUCACACUGAAUUUAAUCGAAACCCGCUGCUGACUUCAUGGCGGAGAGCGAUCGCGAUCAUCUUGUUAAGAAAUAUGUCAUCGAGUAUGACUUUCUGAGAAGCCUGCAAUUACGCCACCAAGUACGACUUUCUGCUGCGUUGCAUUUGUUAAGAAAUAUUGUAUUGGCUGAUUAAACUCGAAUUUUCUUUAGCAUUUUAGGAAUUUGAUUUUGCUUUCUGCAUUCAUACACUAUAUUUCAUAGAGGGAGACUCUAUAUAAAUAGUUUCUUAGCAGAGCGUGAUGACUUAUUUCUAGACUCCACUGCCUCAGAAGAAGGAAAGUCCAAGGCUACACCCCUUGGAACCAUUGAAGAAGUUGUCGUGAUGAGCUCCCAUGAAAGACUUCAUGAACUUUUAGACCGAGCGUCUGCAUCCAAUACACUGGCCAGCUCCUCCAUUUCUACUCCUACUUCAGAAAUGGACAUUGCUAUGAUUUUGGUUGGUUCUAAUUACUUUCCCACCGACAUCGGACUAAUGAUUUUGGCAGUAUUGGAGCAGCUAGAGCAAUCUGUUCUAGCCUACCCCGAAGCCUAUCCUGAGUAUGAUAUGGCCAAAAACUUGAGUGAACAAGUCAAAGCUACGAAACAGCUUCUUCAACCUAAGGUUCAGUUUUGUGGCAGCAAGGAGAGAGAAUUUCAAGACCUUGCAGAAAGGAAAUUCUGGAUUGAAGCCAGGCAGGCCGCAAUAGUUGCGGAAAUUCACGGCGCCAUCAAAGAGACUGAACCGAUCCAGGCACAACUCGAGAAAUUGCUCCUGCAGCAAGAUCAAUUUAAAGAAAAUGAGGGUAAUCUCAAGACCAUCUUGGAUAUUGGAGAUGGCCUCUGGACAACCUUGAAAAACAUAAUUCACCCCCACCUCCCUACGUGACUUCCUUUCUUGGGUUGCAUUUGGGCUGCAGUUCUUUUUCCAUUUCCUUUUGGUGUUGUUUCGGGCGGUGUGCCCCGUAGAUUGAAAAAUCAUGUUUAAGCCGUAUUUUGGCCUUUUGAACUUUAAUUGAAGUACUUUUAUAUUA
Messenger RNA from Pyrus x bretschneideri (Chinese white pear), 1306 nucleotides. RefSeq lists its product as uncharacterized. The coding region runs from base 619 to 1161 and encodes 180 amino acids. Lineage: Eukaryota; Viridiplantae; Streptophyta; Magnoliopsida; Rosales; Rosaceae. The record is from RefSeq and is a predicted model, not a curated record. The transcript is spliced from 2 exons.